Molecule: messenger RNA, 1170 nt
Organism: Aspergillus terreus NIH2624
Lineage: Eukaryota; Fungi; Ascomycota; Eurotiomycetes; Eurotiales; Aspergillaceae
Exons: 4
Coding region: 1-1170 (389 amino acids)
Source: RefSeq, a predicted model, not a curated record
AUGGAUCCUCAGGUCUUUGGACACAGAUCCUUCCUCUCUUCGUCCCUGGGCUCCGAGAAGGGACCUAGUUCCCAAACGCUCACAACCCCCAAGAGUGAUUCCUCUCUCCCUCAUAUGCAAUACCUGAAGGAAUCUGGAAGCCCGCAGGCGGGCUUCUCACACCCUCCGACCGCGGAUCCCACCUCCUCGAAGCGUCAGAUACAGGGGGGAGUGGGACAGAACGCGCCGCUUUCCUGCUCUCCGAUUCAGCAUCGCAGCGGAGAGCAGGAAAGUGUAGGUCCCUCACCUGAGGUUGAACCAGUCCCCCGAAUCAAAACAGAACGUGACAUCCUCAUGAAGAGCGAACCGGAAAGUGACCAUGGCAUUCAAAUCAAGCAAGAUUCAGACUCUUUGGAAGACGGAGAGUUGAUGGAAUCUCUUCCCUCGUUAGCCCCUCUCAAUCCUUUCCGUGCUCAAGGCCAGCUGACCAUUUAUGGUCACACAAUUGUUGCGCCACGCACCUACACAUCUCAGAUGGAAGCCAAGGUUUGGGUUUGUCGUGAAGCUCUCAAAAGACUGUCUAUCGAACACCAGCAUUGGGCCGUUCCCAGUGAGCCAGCCGCCCAUUGGUUUGAUGAUACUUGGAAUUGGGUAGCGUUGUUACGUGACUACUGCGUUCAGAACGGCCUCCCACUCCCCAUUUAUACCAAAUGCCUUCAUGGGAGCGAUGGCUAUUGCUUCGAGAUCGAGACGCAGGGGGCGACAUACUCUGGGCCGGUUCGGCAUUAUGCAGAUAAAAGUGACGCCGAAAACUCGGCCGCUCACAAAGUUCUGCAUGCGUUGCUAGUGUUCGGGAACGGGGAUGACUCUGCUACCUUCGGACCAUAUACUCUAGCAAACGGACAGGAGGAUUUGCUUGCUCAAAUCCCCAAGCGCCCUCUACCACCAACUGGAUACGACAAGAUCCGACCCGUCUCGGUUUCUGGGAGGGCCCGUUCCCUCCAGCAUAGUUGUACUCCGGAAACCGACGUCAGCUCCAGCCGAAAGCCGAAAAAGCGCAAACGCAAAAAUCGUGCGACACUGCCCGAAGCGAACACAGAGCCCAAGCCCACAAAUUCAAAUCUCUUACCCCUGUCACAGAGUCGGCUCCCUGCCAUCGAAGUGCCAGUCGAACAAGAGCCGUCGAGAUAG